AUGUCAUCGUCGUCUGUAUCUGAUGAAAUUCUCAGCUUUGCUACACAAUAUUCACUUUAUACUGGUUGUAUUCUAAUUAGUUUUGGAGUUAUUGGUAAUGUGUUAAAUCUUCUCGUGUUUACUCAAUUGAAACUAUUUCGGACUAAUCGAUGUGCUUUCUAUAUAACUAUUGAAUCAAUUUUCAACUUCAUUUAUCAACUUUUAUCUAUUACUUUAACUAUUUUAACAUCAAUAUAUGGAGAUGAUGCAACAGGGCGUUUUCUCAUUUGGUGUAAAUUAAGAUAUAUAUUAGGGCAAACAUGUGCACUCACUAAUUUUUAUAUGAUAUGUUUUUCUGCUGUUGAUCAGUUCUUUUCGACAAAUCAUCAUUUCAAUUUAAGACAAAUGUGCACAUUGAAACUAGGCCGAUAUUUUGCGUUUGCAUUUAUUGGUUUUGCAAUCAUUCAUAGCAUUGCACUUGGCUCUUCCUAUGAUAUUCAAUUAACAGUGGGAUGUGUCAUAUCGAAUUAUGUAGCAGUUCAGUACUCGACAUUUUUCUUUUAUUCAAUUUUAAGUGGCUUUCUACCUGUUGUAAUUGCAUCAUUAUUUAGUAUGUUAGCUUAUCAUAAUGUUCGACAUAUAGUUCGACGACAACUACCAAUUGUUCGUCGUAGAUUAGACAAACAAAUAACAGCCAUGGUUCUUAUGCGUGUAAUAGCCUAUGUUUGUUUGGCAUCACCAUAUAAUGCUUAUCGUAUCUAUGCCAUUAAUUUUCCUAUCUCACGAAGUAUGCCUGUGGCAUAUGCAAUUGGUCGAUUGAUUCAAGCAAUUCUUCUCUCUAUUUUCAUUACAAACUAUACGAUUAACUUUUAUCUUUUUAUUAUGUUUUCAUCACGUUUUCGUCGUCAAGUAAAACUUGUUCUAGUAAAAAAAUGUUGGGAACGAUGGAAAUAUUGGUGUUGUCGCAUAAAUAAUCAAAUUGAACCUGUCAAUAGUGAAACACGCAAUUCACAAAUGGAAUCUGAAGAAAAUGUCUAA
This is a messenger RNA of Adineta steineri, 1017 nucleotides long. Lineage: Eukaryota; Metazoa; Rotifera; Eurotatoria; Adinetida; Adinetidae. The record is from the annotation of a GenBank genome assembly.